AGGACGUCAACAUCGUCUCGCAGCUCAACCGAGCGCAGUAUGGUAAGCUGACCUGUCAGUGUUCAGGUCCCAGGGACGCUAGGAACUUACAAGACCUCUGUGGUUCUACAUCUAGCCUACCGGCUCUCAUUGAGACCAUCAGCGCCGGAUGCCACGCAGACUGCAGCUUUCCCCGUGUACCUGGAGGUUCCAGCGCUGCCUUCCAGUCCGCGUGAAGACGCAGACGCAGCGGAGAUGUGUCCGCCUCAGAUUGGCGCGUUCGCAGUCAUGGAGCCAUUCCAGUGCCAGUCGCCAGAGCAGGACGCCGCAGAGCCCACAAGUGUUGGCCAGGCUGCUGCGAUGCUGGGCGGGACCUUGGCUGCGGCCUUGCUGGUGUACUCCCUGCUGCCCUAUGUGAGGUCGAGAAACAGGAAGAGGCGGCGCAGUCGCUCGCACUCCCACUCGCAGGCGACGAGCAAGGACAGAUUGAGCUGGCGCAGUGAUCAGCACGAGGUGCCAAGCACGCCAACGACGCCGAACGGUGCGAGUCGAUGCAUGUGGGGCAGCCUAGACGACGAUGGCAUUGAACCCGCUCGGGCGUAUCGUGAUGGAGUGCGAGAGAGAAAGAGUCGACUACCGGAAGCCAAUGGAAGCGCGGGGUCGGACGCUGGAUCGGAGCUCCUGUUGGCUAAGCUGCCCGACUUUAAUGGUGAGGGCAGCUUUGUGACUAGAGUAGAGAUUGUAUGGGGUAUUGAUCUGACGAUGUGCGUAUUUUGUAGAUGAACGCGGGUGGCGCGACUUCUUCGACUCGCAGAUUUACCACAGCGACCCGCAAGAGGAGCAGCGGGCAGCGACUAAGACGUUCUCGAGCAUCAAAGCACGAGGAGACCCAGAGUUGAACGCAGUUACUGCUGCAAAGCGUCUAAAUCUACGGCAAACCAGGACUACCACCGCAUCAGCAUCGCCAAGAAGUGACAGAUACAACUCGAUCCGAGACAAGAUCGACCGAGCUGCGAUGGAGGCUGCUGUCGACGAAGCCCAGUCAUUCUACGAGUUCUGGCAGAUGUGAGCGGGGAUGCACGUAUUUGUAGAUACAUGACAAGCUUUAUGGUCUCGAUUCGAGGACGUUGGUGCGAAUGAAGCAUCGAUAUGGAUAUUUUCAAUCAAGCUCAAGUUUCACCGCGUGAGUGUCGUGAAAGUCGGCACGUGCGGUACAGUUUUAUUCUCUUGCUAAUAUAAUACUGUGCAAAACGGUUGGGGCCCUUACUGCUCGCUGUUGCUUGUGUGUCUUCAGUUUUUGUUUGUCCCUAAAAUACGUGUGUCUAACGUGUGCACCCCAUAGCUGCUAGCGUUUCCAGGUCUAUGGCAGGUUCCCCGCUCAUUCUGAUGCCUGCAUUCCAGUGACAUGGGUUCCAAGGCGCCAAGAAUAGAGCUUCGUCCUCGAGAUGGCACGCACAAAGCUCCUACCAGCAGCAACUGCAACAAUGCCGAUGCUUGUGGCUGACAGAUAUAACGCUUCUGGCCGCCCCGUGGCUAGUGCGAUUGAAGAGGCCCUCGCCGCAGUUAACAAGGUCCAUGGUCCGGGCGCUGUCAUGGCUGGCAGCAGCGGUUAUCAUGGCCAUUGGGUUGUCUGCAGAGGCGCCGAUGGCGGCGACGACUACUACUACAGCCGUUAGGAAUGGUAUGGAUCUCGGCCAGUCGACCAAGUCUCGGACGCAGCAGCGAAUGCACAAACGGGCGAACGUGAUGGUCACGAUGAAGUCUACUGGCAACGACAUUCUAGCCAAGAUCAAGGGGCAAAAGUUCACGUCGCGCGGCCACCGCGUGGCUGCUCUGAAGGACGGCCUCGAAGGGUUUGCAAAAGAGUCGCAGCGCGGGAUUCACGAGCUCCUGGGGAAAGUGAGCGACUCGUUCGCGCGCUCGAAGAGUUUUUGGAUCACGAACCAGAUCUACGUGCAGCAGGCGACGCCGGACCUUGUGAAGCAGCUCGAGAAAGUACCCGGGGUGCUGUCGGUAGAGUACGAAAUGGUCUUCCCAGCCUCGAUGCCUGUGCUGUCGACGCAGUCCAUGUCAAGUUCAACUUCAGCGGCUCAGUGGGGUGUGAGUAAGAUCAACGCGCCAGACGUGUGGGCUACAGGCAACACCGGUCAGGGAGUUGUCAUCGGUUCAAUCGACACCGGCGUACGUGGUACCCACGAGGCACUAGCGAGCAAUUACCGCCAAACUUACGGCUGGUAUGACCCAGAAACGAAAUCGAGCGCCCCUUAUGAUUCAACGGGCCAUGGGACCCACGUCAUGGGAAUUAUGGCAGGACAAUUUGGCUUCGGAGUUGCUCCGGGCGCUACAUGGAUCGCGUGCAAAGGGUGCCGGGCGCAGGGGUGCUACGGCUCGGAUUUACUGGCGUGUUUCCAAUUCAUGUUGUGUCCGACGACUCCCAGCGGAGGGUCUAAGGACUGCUCAAAGGCUCCUAACAUCGUGAACAACAGUUGGGGAGGUGGCCAGGGUCUUACCAUGUUCGAUGGGGUUAUCAACGCUUGGCGAGCUGCCGGGAUCAUACCUGUCGUGGCAGCUGGAAACACGGGCCCCAACUGCGGCACUAUCGCGUCACCGGGUGACUCUGCUAGCGUUAUCACAGUUGGUGCGACGGACAUCAACGAUGUCCUCGCGUCCUUCAGCAGCAAAGGCCCCACGGUGCGAGGACUUCGGAAGCCCGACGUGGCUGCUCCAGGUGCGUUGAUCUUGUCGUCUUGCUGGACGGACGACUCGUCCUACUGCUUCAAGUCGGGCUCUAGCAUGGCCUCCCCUCAUGUAGCAGGCGCCAUUGCGCUCUACUUGAGCGCGAACCCGGGGACAUCCUACGAGAAAAUCAAAGAUUUGCUGCAGUCGAGAUCCGUGACCACCACACUCACGACCCCGACGGGCUUCACCUGCGGAAACACGCAAGACCGAAAUUUCCCCAACAACCAGUACGGCUACGGCCGCAUUGACAUUUUCAACACCCUCAGUUAAUAGGGGCACCCUUUUAUUUACUCGCUAACCCAGCCUACCCUCCUACUCAAGUUGAAAUGAUCGACAGUACAAUGCGAAGUAAUCUACGUUCAUACAAAGAUCGAAUUUCCUCGUCGUUUAUCUCCCAACAUCUAUCUGCGCACCCACACUUCCAAGUUUGUCUGCCUAUUUAUAUAGUGAUAGACUGCCCCACAUUCAUAUUUUGCUUUGGAAAUGACACCAAGGCCCGUGACAACACCCGUAGCAACACGUGCUGGGGUACCGAGCCUCAAUGUCCGCCCUGUUUCAAGGGCAGCGACUGCAAGUGCAAGCUUCCGCAGCUCCGGUCGACCCUUUUCAGCGUCCAAUUUGCCAGCGUCCAUCGCGAACGCACGCUUCAAGAGUUUCCAGCUGCAGUACGACAUUUUGUGCCAUAAUCCUAUCCUAGCUGCUAUCUCACAAGAAAUCCCCUGGAAGAACCUCUUUGACCUCUUCCUCCUCAAGUUCUUUGCUGUCGGGGACGAGCUCUGGUCACAGGGAGAGCAACCACACGAACUAGCAUUCGUUUUGUGCGGUGGCUUCCUCGCUCGAACGACUGAGGAAAUCACACAGACAACGACGGACAUAUUUGAGAACGAAAAACCGAAAAUUAAAGUUCUGGCCGAGAAAAUGAUUAAACCUGGUGGGAGCCUAGGAGCCUUCUUGGUGCUAAAGGGAACCCCACUCCCCUACGCUGUCGUGACGGCGCGGUUCAAGUCCAUUUUGCUAUCUCUACCGAGCCAGCGACUCAAAUCCGUGAUGCGACAACUAAAACCCGAGACGCAGGAGCUGGUUGAGCAAUUGAUCUAUGAGACCGAGAAACAACUCAUGGAGGCGCUGAAUUUACCAUUUCGAGUGCAACGAGAUCUUCGCGUCAGCACGGCUCCUGCGAGCACCAAGCAGCAAGUGGGUCAGUUCGGAGGCCGACCCAAGAAGAAAAUUCCCCCGUCGCUAGUCGAUCGCAUCAUGGGCUCCUCGGAGAAGCGUGAGAAGGCGACAGCAAUGACGCGCAGUGCAUCUACUUCGGCUGUUGGGGACGGUGCGCCAUCGUGGGCAUCGCUUCAAGUGGUCAGGCCCAUGGAAUACGAAGUGAAUUCUUCGCUUCUCAUUCUGCACCAGUCCAGCUCGACGGGAAAUCUGCAUUUGCCCUUGUCUACCACCUCGAAGAAUGCGCUGUUGCGGACAUCAAACCUCAGUACAGUGGCUAGCCAGAUUGCCAAGAAGCACACUCAAAGACGUUUGGAUAGCAUCAAACUGCCAGCACCAGCCGAGGCCUUUCCACCGAGGCGAUUAACCGACCAACGAGAACUAUUGAAGAAGGAUGGAGGAGGGCAGUGUAUGGAGAUGGUGGAACAGCUUCUAGGGAAACAACUAUCGAAACGAAUGGCUGCUGAUGUUGUGCCCAAAGAACGAGUGGGUCGACUGUUAAAACCGUUGAAGAAGCCAGCAAUGAUGCAGAGAUCGACAGCCAACAACGCGAGUAGCAGCAGCAGCAGCGAUAGCGGAGAAGCUCAGGGCGUUUCUGCAGCACCCAAGCGUGGCCGACGGGUGCUGGUCGCGAAUCGGAACGAGCAUUUUCGCGACGCCUCCCAUGAUACAUUCAAAGAUUAACGGAGACGUCCGCGUGGAGUUACUCUCACAAGAGUGAAGCGGGGAUCUCCAAACGAUUGCUACCGCGGUCACCCCAGCACUGCACGCCACCGUCCUCGAAGCGAAUACCGCAGCCAUGAUUCCAGCCCAGGGUCAGCUCGUCGAAUUGCACAUUAGUUGGCG
This is a messenger RNA of Phytophthora sojae, 4779 nucleotides long. Its product is annotated as subtilisin serine protease. The coding region runs from base 1555 to 2988 and encodes 477 amino acids. The record is from RefSeq and is a predicted model, not a curated record. Gene Ontology annotation, molecular function: serine-type endopeptidase activity. The transcript has a single exon. Gene Ontology annotation, biological process: proteolysis. Lineage: Eukaryota; Oomycota; Peronosporomycetes; Peronosporales; Peronosporaceae.